AUGGCAAUCUCUUUUAUACUCUUUGCAUGUUUUUUGGAGAAUUUGGCCUUUCAACCGCAGAUUGAGUUGACAUUGACAGGAAAUGAAGAAGCCUUUCAAUUCGCCGAAGAGCUUCUCGAACCUUCAGGAAACAAAGGAAUCCUUGCUCUUGACUUUAAACAAAUCCUUCAACAAGGCCCAAUGGUUCAACUCAAAUUCACAAUGAAGACAUGGACGGGAACGGUGGAAAAUGAGUUGAUGAUCCCGGCACAAAAAACCACUCUCAACGGAAUAAUUCUUGACUCAAUUCGCACGGCCGGUCAAUCAUACGUCGAAUCCUUUCAACAUUUCGAGCUACAGAACGACAAAUGGCGGCAUUUGGCUUCUGAAAUGAUCCAGCACAGAAUAGAGAACCCGGCAGUGAUCGAGAAAUACCUUGCUUCUUCAGACAAAGCACCACGAUUUGUUCUAUUUUAUCAUGAUGACGGAAAAUUGACAAAUCAAGUGGCAGCUGUGGCUGUCUCUUUGGCGAGGAGAGAGCUUCGUGAAACUGAGAUCUUGAUUGCCGAUUGCACGCACAACGUGGAAGAAUGCUAUAAAUACAACGUGAAAGAAUUCCCGGCACUGCAAUGUUUCAAGGAUGGAAAAUUAUACGCGGAUUUUGAUGACGAGAGAAUGCUGACACUUGAUGUGGAGGGAGUCAAGAAUUGGAUUUCACGCUUACUCAUGCCGGCUUUUCAUCAAGUUAAUGAAGAUCAGGUACCCUAUUUUCGCGAGGGAAUCAUUCGUGGAUGGGAUGGAGUCGUCGAUUCGGUUCAUGUUUUGUUUAUUGAAGACAAAAAGAACCGAGUCUACCACGAUUUCACAAAACUAGCCUCUCAAAAUCACGGAGUAUACACAUUUGGAACGAUGGUUCAUCAAGAUGUUGAGAAAUGGGCCAUUCACCCAGCCAUCAUCACUUUUAAGCCAUUAGAGAAUGAGAUCAAAGCUUUCACUUUGCACACAACGAUGGGCUAUGAGGUGAUGAGAAAUUAUAUUGACGUGGCUUCGGAUCCGUCUUUGUUUGACCUGACAUCACCAAUCGAGGCUCUCAAAGCGUUCACGCGACAAGUGCCCGUCUUGGUGCUAUUCGAUCCAUUGUGUAACUCUCCAUCGUUCGAUCUGGCCGGACUUGCCGCUGAGGACACCGAGUACCGAAGAACAAAAGCUCGUUUCGGGACAGUUAAUGGGACAAAUCCCUUUUCGUUGUCUCUCUUGGCAUCAAGCGGCGUCAAGCAAUUUGAUCGAGCACAAUGGGUGCUAAUCGAUGUGAAAGAGUCCCUCUCCUAUGUAAUCCCAUUCAAUAAGGAGACGCACACGAAAUUGAGAGAAUUCAUUGCUGAUCCAUCAAAACUCAGCCAACCAAGGGAAUCAACCCUUUCCGUCGAGGUGAUUCGAAAUGUGAUUUUAGGGGAGAUUUUCGAGGAUUCACAUGACGAGUUCAAGCACAAUGACUACCACGAGCCGGGCACUUUACCCAAACCACCAUUGCACAAUGAAGCUCACGAUGAAUUA
Mesorhabditis belari is the source of this 1533-nucleotide messenger RNA. The record is from the annotation of a GenBank genome assembly. Lineage: Eukaryota; Metazoa; Nematoda; Chromadorea; Rhabditida; Rhabditidae.